GUCAGUGCCGAGGACGUCAGAGGAAGCUGUCUACAGCUGGUGUAUGUGACAGAGGAGCCUCGAUCUUCUUCUUCUUCGCCUCAUGAAGCUUGUUUAGAAACCAACACAUCUUCAGAAAACUGUGGACCCAAAGAGUCAGGACAGUACCCAUCCACGCCCUGCUAGACUGGGCGACCUGCUGGAACAGCUCAUAUCUCCUUACCCCUCCACCUCCAGCCCACCACCACCAUGCUGCAGCAGAUACUAAAGGACAUGUACAUCGACCCUGAUGUGCUGGAGGCCCUGAACGAGGACCAGAAGAAGACCUUGUUCCUGAAGAUGAGACAGGAGCAGGUGCGGCGUUGGAAGGAACGUGAGGAGAAAGAAGAACGCAGACCAAAGCCAAGUACAGGUACUAACCUCACCCCUCCUUACCUCUCCUGCUACAUCUUCCUGUGUGACAGGAGGCUGUGUAACAUUUGUGCAAAAAAGUAUAAUUACCUGCUUAUGAAAUAAGCCUACAAACACGUUUCAUUGAAACCUACCCAUCUGGUCUUCCUAAAGCCAGAUACAUCAGGCAAGUCACAGAUAUGUUGGUGUGUUUUUUUUGUUGUUGCUGUGGAUUAACUAAUAUGGAGCUGCCUUGUGAAGUUGAGCUGCAAGCAUGUGGCUUACCUCUGAGAAACAUCCUGUGAGGUGCUUGAGGCUACUGCCAAUGUUUCAGUAUCAACUGCUGCAUGUUGGCAGGCCCUCUGUAUGUGGGUCUGUGUCUGCCUGCAAGUAGGUUAUGCACUUUGUUUCAAUGAGAUGGCAUUAUCUGUUUAUAUUAUGAGUGUCAGCCAGCCUGAGAGGAGGUAAUGGCUGAAAAGUCUUCUGUUAAAUCACUACCUGCAGUUUCUCACCAGUUGUACCAUUUACCAUCACAAUAGGAACACUGGAGGGUAUGUGGAAGUAGCCGGCCUCAUGUAGCAUCACUGGGGUGAGAGAAAUAGGUCUUCAACUCGGGUUUCUAGUCACUUCCAAUAACAACUAUGUCUGGGAGAGUAGGCCUACUGCCAGAUCAGGAUGUGACACUGCUAUCUCAUUUGAGGAAAUUACAUACUUACAGCUGAUUCACCCUUAGUUGAUUGAAUUGUUGGUUCACUAAUCAAUCGUUUUUAAAGGGGCAUUAUCAGUGAACACAGCCCAUCUGAGACGAAGCUGUCCACCCACUAGACACACACAACAAACAGGCGUCAUACUGAAUCUGAUGCACUCAACAACAAUAGAAAAGAAUGUCUAAUCAUAAUAUGUCUGGCUGCUUUUCCGUGCGUGUGUGUGUGUACAAUGCCCUGCUUUAGAUCAUCUUGUCCCCAGUGAAGGACUAGUGUGUGCGAGGGAGAGGUGUCUGGAAUGUGUGUGCGUGUGUCGGAAAAACAGAUAACAGAUUCAAAUAGGAACAUGCGAUAGACAGAACUAGUGGCAGUUUCACAGAGUAUAUCUUCUACUGUAUGUUAGAGAGGGGAUCAUGUUUUCUUGUAUUGUGUAUAUCAGCUAGAGUAGAAGGCUCAUUACAUACAUAACUACAAACAGAGAAAAUGCAGGCUGUAAUUCUAUCCUGAAACUGGUUUGGUGUACUGCAGAAUCUUGCCUGUCUGCAUUUUCUUUCUGUUGGUCGCCAGUCCCUGUAUGAGAAAUCUGUGUCGUAAUGACUUGGUUCACAAUGUACUUUCCCUUGGCAUUCCACUGAAAGAAUCUGAGAUCACAAGACAAACCCCAGAGCUUCUAAUUGAGAAGUUUGGUCGAGAGAGAUUUGCAACAGUGGAUGAAAACGAGUCUCUGUGAUGGCUGGCUGUAGGUCACUGUAGCACAUGUCAGUUUGUGCAUUGAUUCUGCCUGACGUGUGUGUCAGAUCAGGAGGAAGUCUUUUCUUGGCUGCCGUUGACAACAAAGCACUGAUUAUCAACCAACUGAAUGUCAGACAGGGAGGAGGGAGAACAGUGGCCUCUCUCUGCUAACGACCAGGGCAGCUGUUCCUACAAGUCAAUGGCCCCCCGAUAGACACUGCAGUGUUACACACACACCCCAAUACACACUGCAGUGUUACACACACCACACUGGACUAUAGGGUUAGAGACCCUUUUAUAGCACAUCUCAUAGUCACAGUUCACGUUGAAACAUGAAGUGUUUGGAGACUGUUGCAGACCUAGUUUGGUGGUUCUUGAUGUGAAGCAGAGGAAAUGGUGGUCUGUUACAAGCACAGGACCCAGGUGUCUGUGCAAAGCAGGAAGUGACUCCAGGCCCACUGGCCCAUUCCUUCCAAAUAUGAACUGCGAACAAAGCAGGAAGCGCGCAGGACAUGGUGGAGAACAAAAAGAGACAGCUCAAUGAAAUGGCUUUGACCAUGUCUUAGUGCACACGGUAGAAAAGGUUUUGUGUUUUUCUUCUGUUCAGUUAUGUUUAUGUCAUUUAGUUUGGGGUGUAUAUACUGUAGUUAAUGUGUUGAAUGUUUGUGUAACUACAUAGUGUAGCGUGUACAUGUAGUAUGUGUACAUCUGUAUAAUAUGUAGCAUUUAGGCUACAUGACUAGUGCUGUGUAUGACAGUUUUGCACUACGUCUUGGCGUGUAAGUACCCAUUGUAUGUGUUCCUGUAUGUGGUUAGGUCCAUUUUUGGUUUGUGUCUGAGCUUUGAGCACAGAACGUGGCAGACUGGUGACGUUUGCUAGUGGCAGAUGAUAGACUGAAGUGCAGGGCGGGGCGUCUUAUUGCCACAGUAACUAGUCCAACCUAUCCCUGAACGCUCCACAGAUAUGCAGAUUUCAGGAAUAUAGUACGUACUAAAUCAGAAAUGGCACUGUUUGCGUUACAAACUGGAGGGGAACAUGACUUCGGCCCGGGGUUUAUGAGGGUCUCAGAACAGAGGGGGUGGGAUGUGAGUCAAGGCAUGAAGGAGUAUUGGGACAGGGUUCCGAGAGUCCAGAGCGCCAAUUUGACAAGUGUGAAGUCACACAUCCCAAGUCCCACAUUGUCAGCUCUAGUUAGUGUCUUGCAUGUUGAGAGAAUUGUCUGUUUGCCUACGGUGUGUUUGCCUAGCUAGUAUGUUUUGACUUGCCUGGGCUGAGUCCAGGGCAUGUCAUCGUGGUUUUCCCCGGUGGAAUGCCCUGUAUUUGCCGCAGGACAGGCUGGCAGAACCAGUUCGCUGGUAAUCUGCUCUGGAGGAGUGCCUCUCCUUCUUUUCAACCCAAACCCUCACGAUUCAGAAAAGUUGAAUGUCCUCAAUGAGGCAAUUCGUUUUGUAGCAAUCACAAUACAUACAUAUUUAAAAACAACAUCAGAAUAGCAAAGGAUAUUUACAAGCAAGUAGGCUGGAUAAGUGCCUCUACUGAUCCUCUACUGAUCCGGUGUGUGUGUGUGUGUGUGUGUGCUGUUUUUUUUUCUCCAAGAAGGAACAUUUCUCAGCCUUAACUCAGUGUAGUCACGUCAUAUUAUUCAAUGAUGUGGUGGCUUUUCUCUUCUUUUUCCAUCUGUUCCACUGCUGUCCAUAUAUGGAGCCCAUCAUUGUCUGUUUACCACAGAAACAUAAAUAUUAAAAAUCUUGGUUUUGCUCAUUUGGUAAGAAUGUCUCUUUCUCUGUUGCGUCCAAUAAUAUAACUCCAGUGUGUGUUUGUGUGUCCCCUGUAGCCAACAGUAAGAAUGUGAGCUGGUUGCUGGGCAGGGAUGGAGAUGUUGCGGUCAUGGUGAUUGGAGAGAUGGAUGAGCUGAAGAACUCUAAACUCAUCUGCUCAGGGCCUGUGGAGAGGAAAGCACCACCAAGCCUGCACAAUAACACACGGUACGGACACCUCCGCAAUACCAGCAGUGAUUUUACCUGCAGUUCUGUGGAGUUGUGAUAGUGGUAUCAAAUUGAGUGAGUGGUUGGUUUUUGUGUUUGACAUUUUCUAUUAUCCCUGUUUUGAUUUUCCUGUCUGGUCCUGUCUGUCCAUCUGCAGACACCAGACAACCCCCCUAAAGAGCAACCUGAUAAACAGAACAGCCUCAGAAUCUAUCAGAACUGGGAGAGAGAACCUGCUUCCCAAAACACAGCCAGGGAUACAACUCAAUUUAAAGGUGAGAGUGUGUGUGUGUGUGUGUGUGUGUGUGUGUGUGUGUGUGUGUGUGACCUUCCUGUUGCUGUCAUUAAUCUCGGACACAGCUGAGGGCCAGUGAGACGAGGGAGAGUCAUCGCUCAGCAGCCAAAUAAAUCACCCCUUCUAUCUCUCCCUCUCCUGACUCUUCCCUCACUCAUCCCCCUCUCUUCUCCUCCCCAUUGUUACCUCCAACACUCGCAAAAGACCUCUCUCCCUCUUCUCUUUCAACCACAUCCUCCUCCAUCCCUCCCUUCCCUCUCUCCAUCCUGUCUUCCACUUUGUUUUGUACAGGCCCUGUCAUUAUCUCCUCCCUAUUGCAUGUGUGUUUUCCGCUAUCUGUGAGUCAACGGAGGCUGCUGAGGGGAGGACGGCUCAUAAUAAUGGCCGGAAUGGAGUAUAUGGAAUGGCAUCAAACACCUGGAAACCAUGUGUGUGAUGUAUUUGAUACUAUUCCGCUCCAGUCAUUACCACGAGCCCGUUCUCCCCGAUUUAAGGUGCCACCAACCUCCUGUGCGGUGAGUCCUUAGUGUGUGUGUAUGUGCCACCCCUGUGUGUUUGCGUAAAUCUAUAUGUGUAAAUUAAGUAUUUUAAUGAAGUGUGUAGGAGGGGGAGUGAUUAUUAUGUAUUGUUUAUUAUGUGUUAUAGUAAACCCUGCAUAUUUGGUUUGACCCUAGAAAUUUGAACCAAACCAUGAAAUUGAGAAGCGUGCUUGUGUCACAUGUAUUGUGUGUGUGUGUGUGUGUGUGCUGGGAGAGGUUACCUCCGUUUUCACGCUAUCUUAAAAAGAGGGAGAAGAUUUGCAGCGUUGGCAUGGCAACCCUUUGCACAUUGUGAGCGCAGGCCAUGGUGGACACUCUGUUUCGCCUGUAGAGCAUACCAGUGCCCAUCCCAGGCACCCACGGCGGGUACCGCAAACAGAACAUCAGAAAUGUUUAUAGAAUAGUCCGAAUAAGCACAAAGAAAUGAAUCUAAAUAGGCCUUGUGCCGGUCUUCAGUGUGCUUACACUGUAAGUAGGAAUACUUUAUACAUUUGUUGGACACCCAUAACAGGUUCCAGUCAGAGAAAGUCAAGUGUGUUUAAAUCUGUCAUACCAGCUGACAUGUUCCUGCUAUUCCAACAGGAGAACAGUGAGGAAGUGAGGACAUUGCCCCCUCUACAGGUAUGUUUAUAUACUGCACAUAUCAGUGCUUUGUCUGUCUGCUCAGGAGUUAUUAGUUACCCAGUAAUGCCUGUGUUUGUGUGUUCAACCCACAGGUGUCAGUGAGUGAGCAGCAGCCACCUGCAGCACUGGAAAAAGUAAGUACUAUAUGAACACAUUUGUGAGUUUGGGUUCUGUACAUAAGGGUUUGUUAUGUACACUAUGAGGACAUUUGUUUUGUUUAUGCUUUGAUAAAGGUAGGUAUGCAGCAAUGUAACAGUAUUAAUACUGAAUAAAACGACUAUUAAUACAUGUAAUCAAGUGUAAUUUAAACAAAGACAGGAAAGCACAACAUUAGUCUCAUAGUAUUCCUGGCCUAGGUAUGGGGUUGAGAAAGCAACAAAUGAGUCAUUCUCUCAGUGGUGCUAGCAGGGGCAGGUUUCAGCACGAAUAGCUAUGAUACAGACAUAGAUGGUUAGAAUUUGAAAAACGUGUUCAAAUAUCCUGGCUAAGUGUGGUUUGCAUCUCACUAAUCCACCCUACAGCUCUCCUAAAUAUGUCUUGAUCACGUCUGUGACUCUUCUGGACACCCACACCCUUUUUCUCUCUCUUUCCCUAUCACCCUCUCUUUUUCUCUCUUUCCCUCAUUCCAGGGUGCGGAGGUUAGGCCAGCUGUCCCUUCACUCUCAGCUCUCUCCAGAUCCUCUUUCUCCCAGCUGUCUCUCUCUCUCUCUCUCUCUCUCUCUGUUCCAGCCGCUCCUGGCCGCCUCACCCCUCAUACCUCUCUCUCCGUCUUUCUGGGGGAGCAGCUGAACUGUAGCAGUCCCCCAGUAUGUAUGUCAUCGCUCUCUACCACAUGCUGCAAUGGGACUGGGUUGGGGUGGGGUGAAGUGGAAUGAAGGGUGUUUCGUCGUGUGUGUGUGUGUGUGUGUGUGUGUGUGUGUGUGUGUGUAAGAGGAGCUGAAUCACUGGAGCUUGGUUGGGUUUCUGGGCUCCUCUGGAGCAGAUGGUUGAUCAGGGAAUUAAAACGCCAGAGACAGGGAGGGUGUCAGUCACAGAUGGAUGGGAUUGUGGGAUUGUCUCCUGAGGUUUGCGCAGGGGAGAUCUCCUUUCCUCUCUUCUCUUCUCCUACUGCACGCAGCCAAGCCGAACCACAGGAGAAAACUCUCUAUCACUCCGUUCAUGCAUCCUUACACAAGCCUCCUCCCAAACAUACCACUGCACGUCUCUGCCAACCCAUGUCAAAGUCCCAAUGCACAACCCCACCCUAUUAUUAAAUAUGAUUGGUCUGAGAGACCGAGAUUCUCAAUUAAAUCUAUUUUGUGUGAUGUUGUCCAACACUUACUGUAUAUGAAAGCAUUCCGUCAAACCUCUCAGUAACCUAAAGACAUUUGAUUCAGGUAGAAGAACUGUUGCUGAAUAUGCAAAUCAAAUGGUACGAAUGAAUCAGACACUGACUGUUCUUUCCUGUUUCCCCAGCAAGCUGAGUUGAAGCAGGAUUUAGAGGUAGACGCUCCGGAGGAGAAGCCAGUCCUCCCGUCCUACAGACCUCACUCAAGAGCUGGCCCUGCCAACCUGAGGCUGGAUACCACGCUGUCCCCUGUCCCCAAGAACUUCACAAUCACACCAUCCCCUGUCCCUACCGUCACACCGUCUCCUCUCCCCAGCACCGUAACAGUGUCUUCUGUCCCCAGCAGUGUCACACCGUCUCCUGUCUUGAGCAGUGUCACACAGUCUCCUGUCUUGAGCAGUGUCACACCGUCUCCCGUCUUGAGCAGUGUCACACCGUCUCCUGUCUUGAGCAGUGUCACACCGUCUCCUGUCUUCAGCAGUGUCACACUGUCUCCUGUCCCCAACAGUAAUGCCAUAAGAGAUGCUCUAGAGAAGAGCACUGCCAAAGCACGCGCUCCAGUGAAGACCGUCACACCGUCUCCUGUCAUCCCCACCAUCACACUGUCCUCUGUCCCCAAGACCAUCACAUCCUCCCCCGUCCCUAGCUGUGUCAAAACGUCUCCUGUCCCCAGCUCCACUCCGUCCCCUGUCCCCAGUGUCUCACCAUCCCCUGUCCCCAGCUCCACUCAAUCGCCUUUCCACAGGACCGUCACUCCAUCCCCUGUGGCUAGCAGCACGGCCAUAAGAAACGCUCUAGAGAAGAGCACCACCAAUACACAUGGUCCAGAGAAGACGACCGUCGUCCCGCUGUCCGUCACAACCAGACUCCACCCAGAGGAGCCGGCUGAGCCCCACCCCCAGGAGACAGCCUGCAGCAGAGGUAAGAGAGUAGAGCAGCAUGGGAGAUUGGGUCCCCUCCAUAGAGAUCUCUACUUGGAAGUGACCUGUUUUAGCAUGAACAUUGCCAUUAAGGGCUUCCACCAUUUUAAAGUAAUCAACUGGGUGGGGAUUCCUAUGGGUUGGGAGCAAUCAGACAUUGAUCAGAGCAUUAUCUUCUUCAAAUUGGGUUGUACGGUUCGUAAAUGCUUUAAGCUAUAUUAUAGUGGCCACAAUAAAUGA
Messenger RNA from Coregonus sp. 'balchen', 7736 nucleotides. NCBI's taxonomy places the organism in Eukaryota, Metazoa, Chordata, Actinopteri, Salmoniformes, Salmonidae. The record is from the annotation of a GenBank genome assembly.